AUGGAAGAGCUCGACAAGAACGCCACGCCGGUCUCUGGGCUGCCCCUCGCCUUCCACGGCACGGUAAUCCAUUCCCGAAGUCUGGAUGACUUCGAGAUCCUGGAGAAUUGCAUUAUGAUUGUGGGAACAGAUGGCAAGAUUCAGGCGUUACAAGGAAAUGUGGAAUUGGAUCAGAUCAACUCUAUUCUUUCAGAAAAUGGCCAUGUCCCCGACGUUUUCCCAGUGAAGUAUCUCAGGCGCGGGGAAUUUCUGUGUCCCGGCUUCGUUGAUACUCACAACCAUGCACCCCAGUGGGCACAGCGUGGCGUCGGAAGAGGGAUUUCCUUACUCGACUGGUUGAAUAAGGUCACUUUUGCCCACGAGGCCAAGUUCCAAGAUCCGGAAUAUGCCAAACGCAUGUACUCCUCUUGCGUGACGGGCUUCUUGCAGCAGGGAAUUACCACCGCCUCAUAUUACGGCUCACAUCAUGGGCAGGCAACUCGAAUCUUGGCGGAUGUCUGCUUUGACAAAGGACAGCGCGCUCUGGUGGGGAAGUGCAAUAUGAACCGGAAUGCCCCGGACUGGUAUCGGGAUCCGUCGGUGUCCGACUCAUUGCAAGAAACACGUGAACUCAUUCGUCAUAUUCAGAAACUUGAUCCGGAAUACCGCCUGGUGAAACCAAUACUGACGCCACGCUUUGCGAUAUCCUGUGAGCCGGAAUUACUGGAUGGGGUCGGUGCCAUCGCCCGUGAACAUCCCGAUCUUCCAAUACAAACGCAUUUCAAUGAAGCCAAGCAGGAAAUCGAGUUCACGCAUCAGCUCUUUCCAGAGUUUGAUACGGAAGCUGAUCUCUAUCAGCGAUAUGGUCUGUUGAAUAAUCGAUCGAUUCUUGCCCACUGUAUCUUUCUACAAGAAGGAGAGAUGUGUCGCAUCCAAGAACUUGGCUGUGGAGUUGCCCACUGCCCAAUCGCCAAUACCACCAUGGAAGAUUUUAUGGUCGCACCUGUGCGAGAGUAUUUGCGUCGCGGUAUCAAGGUGGGCCUGGGCACUGAUAGUGGUGGUGGCUACUCGUCGUCUAUAUUGGAUGCCAUGAAACAGGCCUUCAUUGUGUCGAAUGCGCAGCAGAAGUUGACCCAAGGACGAGAUCCUGCACUUUCGUUGCCCGAGGCCUUCUUUCUUGCCACUCUAGGUGGAGCGCAAGUGUGUGGUCUCGAUGACCGUGUCGGUAACUUUGCAGUUGGCAAAGAGUUUGAUGCGCUCGAAGUUCAUACCACGGAUCUUGGCCAACCAGGAGUGAUGAGCCCAGUUGAAGAUGAAGAUACUAUCCAGGUAAUAUUUGAGAAGUUUCUGAUGACUGGGGAUGACCGGAAUAUUGUGAAAGUCUAUGUGAGCGGACGUUCAGUGAAAGUUUGA
Messenger RNA from Penicillium roqueforti, 1392 nucleotides. RefSeq names its product putative guanine deaminase. Gene Ontology annotation, cellular component: cytosol. NCBI's taxonomy places the organism in Eukaryota, Fungi, Ascomycota, Eurotiomycetes, Eurotiales, Aspergillaceae. The record is from RefSeq and is a predicted model, not a curated record. The transcript has a single exon. Gene Ontology annotation, biological process: guanine catabolic process. Bases 1 to 1392 code for a protein of 463 amino acids. Gene Ontology annotation, molecular function: zinc ion binding; guanine deaminase activity.